AUGAACAGCAAUAGAGAAGUCAAGAUUCUCCAAGCAUCUAUCUAUCUCUAUCUCUCUUUUAUAUAUACUGCUUUUCACAAUUUUUUCAUUUUUCUUUAUUUUUCAAUUUUUUUAAAUAUUUUCUUUCCAUUCCUUUUUCUUGAAUUUCUUCUUUCAUUUCAUUUUUUUUUUCUUUAUUUUAAUAUCCCUUUUCUUUACUUUAAAUUAGUUUAUUUUUCUGAGUGUCUUCUUUCUUUUUCUUCCUUUCAUUAUUUUUACUUUUAUACUAUCCUUCUUUUUUCUAUUAUUCAUUUUUUGGAUAUUCUUUUAUUUUCUUCCAUUUUUUUUCUAUCCUUCAUUUUUUGUAUUUUCUUUUAUUAUCUAGUUUGCUUUUUUUUUCUUACAAUUUUUUUAUUGUAUACAUUUUUUUAUCAUUCAUUUUUGUCUAUUCUUUUUUUUUCUUUCUUUUUUAUUCUUCAAUUUUGUAUAUUCCCUUAUCUUUCUUCCUUAAUUUUUUCACAUAAUUCAGUUAUUGUACACAUUUUAUAUUCCAUCUUUCUUAUUCAUUUCUGUCCAUUCUUUUUUCUUUCAUUUUCAUCAUUCAUUUUCUGUCUCUUCUUUUCUUUCAUUCUUAUCUUUCUUUCAUUUCUUUAUUAUUCAUUUUUGUACAUUUUCAUUUCUUUCUUUUUUAUUUUUAUUUUAUUUAUUUAUCAUUCAUUUUUGUACAUUUUAUUUUCUUUCUUUUUAUUUUUCUUUCAUUUUUUUAUCAUUCAUCUUUGUAUAUUUUCUUUUCUUUCUUUCUUUUUAUUUUUCUUUCAUUUUUUUAUCAUUCAUUUUUGUAUAUUUUCUUUUCUUUCUUUCUUUUUAUUUUUCUUUCAUCUUUUUUAUCAUUCAUUUUUGUACAUUUUAUUUUCUUUCUUUCUUUUUAUUUUCUUUUUUUCUUUUUUUAUCAUUUUUUUUUGUACAUUUUUAUUUUCUUUCUUUUUUUUUUUUUUUCUUUCAUUUUUUAUCAUUCAUUUUUGUAUAUUUUCUUUUCUUUCUUUCUUUUUAUUUUUCUUUCAUCUUUUUUAUCAUUAA
Acanthosepion pharaonis is the source of this 1056-nucleotide messenger RNA. Lineage: Eukaryota; Metazoa; Mollusca; Cephalopoda; Sepiida; Sepiidae. The record is from the annotation of a GenBank genome assembly.